Bipolaris zeicola 26-R-13 is the source of this 339-nucleotide messenger RNA. RefSeq lists its product as uncharacterized. The coding region runs from base 1 to 339 and encodes 112 amino acids. NCBI's taxonomy places the organism in Eukaryota, Fungi, Ascomycota, Dothideomycetes, Pleosporales, Pleosporaceae. The transcript has a single exon. The record is from RefSeq and is a predicted model, not a curated record.
AUGUGUGUACCAGCACUAUCAGGGCUUCAUCACGAGUUUGGGGAAUGGCAUAGGGUGUGCUGCGGUUGGUGUCUGGGGCAUUUGGGCUUGGCUGUGGCUGUCGCUGCCCUUGCAGUCGGGCCUUCCGUCGUUCGCCCACACUCUGCUACACUGAACACAGGCCAUCUGACCGGCUCACGCACCGUCUUCGGCCGUCUUUCUAGCCUCGUCGCAGUCACGACACUACCCGAGACCACUCUCAGUCCCCCCAACGUCAUAUCCAGCCCGGCCAAUCAAUCGCGCCUCAGUCGUAUACGCGUCAGGCCUAGCCCCCUUGGGCUUCAUGCUGCGAACACGUGA